Messenger RNA from Punica granatum (pomegranate), 1993 nucleotides. The record is from RefSeq and is a predicted model, not a curated record. NCBI's taxonomy places the organism in Eukaryota, Viridiplantae, Streptophyta, Magnoliopsida, Myrtales, Lythraceae.
AUUAUCCGAGCCAAGGUCAUUCAAUGAUUCAAUUCUAAUCCCCUCAUUUUUUUUUAUUCUAAAUCGAUGAUAAUAGUAAUAAUCAUUCGUCCCGAUAUUCCGGCUUCUGGAUAAAAAUCCCCACAAAACAACACUCCCUUUUUCUUACACAUACAUUAAACUACUCCCAAGAUAUAAAAACCUCGAAUUCCUUUCUGACGGUCCAAUCCAAUCAUCGUAUUCGUAUCCCCUUAGCUAGCCUUCCCUGUAAAGCAAGCCCCCGCCUCGUCAUCACCUCCCAGCUAUAUAUGUCAUACAGAUCCCUUCACAGUUCAGAAUUCGAGCUGAAAUUUAAUGUGGGUUUCGCGGCCUUACGGCGAGAGUAGUCUCGGGUUGAUUUUGAAUUCCGAUAUCUUCUUUAGCAUCCGUAGUAUUUCAGAAUUCACGGCGUGGAAGUCGGCGGUACCGGAGUAGCCCGGGCCCUAGGGAGUAUGAUUGUUUCCAAGUCCUGAAAGAACUGCUCCAUUAAAGACCUCAGACAUGUCAGGUUCCGGGAAUUUGCCAUCUCUCGAGCUGGCUAAUUCCGAGGAUUCUGAAAUCGGAGGAUCGGACUCGAAUCCCAUAAUCCCGGGCCUGCCGGACGACAUUGCGGAGCUCUGCCUGCUCCACGUGCCGUAUCCCUAUCAAGCUCUUGUACGGUCAGUGUGCUCUUCGUGGAACAGAGUGAUCGAAGACCCGAACUUUCUCGUGUCUCGGAAAUCCCUUUCCCUCUCUCUGUGGUACCUCUUCGUCUGCUCAUUCCACAAAUCAACGGCCAGGAUCCAGUGGCAGGCCCUGGACCCGCGAUCCGGCAGCUGGUUCGUCCUCCCUCCCAUGCCAGCCCAUAAGGGUGCCAGCGCGCCUGCAUUUGCCUUUGCGUCGGCUCCUCGCCAGGGGAAGCUCUUCGUCCUCGGCGGGUCCCACAAAGACACGAAGUCUGCCAUGGGGACUACGGUCAUGUACCACGCAUCGACAAACCGAUGGUCCCUGCUGGCUCCAAUGCGGAACCCCCGAGCAUUUUUCACAGCUGGUUGCGUGGGUGGCAAGAUUGUGGCUGCGGGCGGGUGCAGACCUCCUUUGUGCACCACAUUAUCAGCGGUCGAAUGCUACGACAUGAAGACUGACACGUGGUCGCAGGCAGCAGCGAUGCGACCCGGGCUGGUGAAGUAUGACUCCGCUGUGGUGGGCAACAGGCUCUACCUGACCGAGGGGUGGACGUGGCCUUUCACAUUCACGCCGCGUGGACUGGUGUACGAUCCCGACAAGGACACGUGGCAGGAGAUGAGGGCGGGGAUGAGGGAAGGGUGGACGGGGAUCGGGGUCGUGCUCAAAGACAGGCUGUUCGUGGUGUCGGAGCAUGGUGACCACCGGCUCAAGGUGUACUGCCCCGAGGGCGAUACAUGGAAGUAUGUCAAUGGGGACCGGUUCCCCUGCGAGGCAUUGAAGAAGCCAUUUGCAGUCAGUGGGGGGGACCACGGAGUGAUAUAUGUGGUGGCGAGCGGGCUCCAUGUCGGGGUCGGGAGAGUAUUCGAAAUGGAGGACGGGGAGUUCUCGGUGACCUGGGAGGUGGCGGCGGCCCCGAAGGCCUUCCACGACUUCUCUCCUUGUAAUGCUCAGUUACUUUACGCAUAGAGUCAUUGGAUACAUAAUAAGUUCCUUGCUCCCCAAGGGACUGAGAAACCGCCCGGUUCGUACCGAAACGACACUGGAAUCCGACUGCUAGAUCGUUCGAUUGAGAGAUUAUUGUGUAAGUUGAUACACGUCGAGGCGAUGGAAUGAUUAUUAUUAUUAUUUUUUUGUUGGUUGGGAAAGAUGAAAGGAGGGGCCAGGGUGGAUAUACUGAUAAUGUCUCUGUCUUGGAAUUUUUGGUUAGUUUAUUAUAAGCCAACAUUAGUAUUGCAGUACAAAUUUAUGUGCACGUUGUGAUUUGCAAAGGUAGUGGAUGAUUCUAACAGUAGCAAUGUUGAUUUGACAA